Sorghum bicolor (sorghum) is the source of this 2060-nucleotide messenger RNA. RefSeq lists its product as uncharacterized. Lineage: Eukaryota; Viridiplantae; Streptophyta; Magnoliopsida; Poales; Poaceae. The transcript is spliced from 3 exons. The record is from RefSeq and is a predicted model, not a curated record. The coding region runs from base 135 to 1646 and encodes 503 amino acids.
CUUCUCCCAAUCCCGUCCAUUUCAAUUCAAGGACUGAAAGCACGCACCCAAGGAAAAGCGGCCGAUUGAACCCAACCAACCCACGCCAACCCGAAUCCCAAACCCAACUGCCUCGCCGCCGUCGAUCGCCGGAGAUGUCAUGGUUGGCCCGCUCUCUCGCCACGUCCCUCAACAUCCCCGACGAUUCAGGCGCCGACGAUGACCCGGACGCCACGCCCACCCCUUCCCCGUCCGCGCGCAUACCGCCGCCGCCGCCGCCGCUCCCCACUCACCCGCUGCAUUCGGGCGCGGCGGAGGGCGUCAAGGAGGACCUCACCGAGCUCUCCAAAACCCUAACGCGCCAGUUCUGGGGCGUCGCCAACUUCCUCGCGCCACCGCCCGGGGAGACCUCGCCGUCACCCUCACCCUCACCCUCGCCCUCACCCUCCCCUCAAUCGGCGGGGGGUCAAUCCGCCGACGCGAGGACACCGCCCGAGAUCGCCGGGAUCCGGAACGACUUUGCUGAGAUCGGCGGGCGGUUCAGAAGCGGGAUCUCCCGGAUCUCAGGUCACAAGGCCGUGUCUGGGUUCUCUAGGAUGGCCUCUAGUUUCUUCGCUCCUGAUGACGACCAGGAGAACGAGUGGGAGGAAGAGCGGAGACGACAUAUUAAGUAUGAGAUUGAAGAGGAGGUGGAGGGCGACGAGGAAUGGCAUCAGUGGGAGGAGACGGUUGGCCUUAGGGUGGACGAUGGCAACGCAAGGCAUGUGUUGGAGAUAGAGAGAGUAAGGGACGAAGAAGAUGACGAAUUGGAGGAGCAGAGAGCGAGGCAUGAGGAUGGCGGCGAAUUGGGGGAGCAGAGAGCAAGGCAUGAGGAGGAUGGCGAACCAGAGGAGCUGAGGGUAAGUCAUGAGGAGGAGGAAGUGGAGGAGGAUUGGGAUGUGAUUGGAAUCACUGAGGAGGUGCUUGCAUUUGCCACAAACAUUGCCAGGCAUCCGGAGACCUGGCUUGACUUCCCGCUGCUGCCUGACGAUGAUGAGGCCGAUGGUCCAUUCUCAUAUUUUGACAUGUCUGAUGCUCAACAAGAGCACUCCUUGGCUAUUGAGCAUCUUGCUCCCAGAUUAGCAGCUUUGCGGAUUGAACUAUGCCCGAUCCAUAUGAGUGAAGAGUGUUUUUGGAAAAUUUACUUUGUUCUUCUACAUCCUAGACUGAACAAGCGUGAUGCCGAGCUUCUAUCUACACCACAGAUUGUGGAAGCUAGAGCAAUGCUUAUGCAACGUUUGCAAUACCAGUCAAAGCUUGAAACUGAGCAGCUAGGUCAUCAUAAGGAUGAUCUUGGAGUUCAGUUACGAGGGGACACCUUGAAAGAUGCUACAGAAGCAUUCCCAUUCAUGCGACGUGAAGCAGCUUCUGUUAUGCCCAUAACAGAAAUUGAGAUUGAGAAGCAUCCUAUCCAAGUAACUGAAGUUGCAGUUGUGGAUAAAUCAGUCAUCAAAGAGGAGCUGCCCAAGGAUCAUACUGAGACCUCAAAUGUUUUGCAAGAGGCCUUUGAUGAUGACAUAGACGAUUGGUUCGAUGAGGAGGCCGAUCUUGCUGGCCACCCAACUAUCCACAUAGGUGACGAGGAAGACGUGUCUUUUAGUGAUUUGGAAGAGGAUGAUGCAAAAUGAUUUUGUUGCAACUUGCAAAGCGAGCUAUCAACCUGUGUAUUGGAAACUGGAUGUCUAUGCUAUACAAGAAAAUGUAGAGGUGAAGGCUGUUCGUGAAAAGAAUAGGGUGUACAGUGAAAAUCGAGUGGCUUUGUUUUGCACUCAAGCUGCCGUGGUGAAGGCACUCUUCAAGCUACCACUGUGAUCUUAUCGCUCAAGCGGACGGGGUGAAGGCACUGUGAUCUUAUCGCUCGAGAUAUGGCAGGGUGCUACGUUUGACCAGCAUUACAGUUUGUAAUUUGAUUCGUACUCUUUUGUACAUAAGCAUUCGUGAUGUUAUAAGGUGGGAACAAUAAAGUUCCAAUCGUUUUUUGGUCAAAGAAUUGCACAUAUAUCAGACAAAAGAAAGCAGAGUGAUCUUCAAUUUCUCGAGAA